Messenger RNA from Aspergillus mulundensis, 483 nucleotides. RefSeq lists its product as uncharacterized. The record is from RefSeq and is a predicted model, not a curated record. NCBI's taxonomy places the organism in Eukaryota, Fungi, Ascomycota, Eurotiomycetes, Eurotiales, Aspergillaceae. The coding region runs from base 1 to 483 and encodes 160 amino acids. The transcript has 2 exons.
AUGUUUGCCUCGCCUUCAUCAUCACCAUCGCCUUCCUCGUCGGCAUCGUCUCCAUCUGCGUCCCCCUCACCCUCACACGUCGCUCCAAGAGAAUCAUACGCCCUCUUUUUCAGAAAAUCAGCACAGCCAGAACAGACGACGGCCGUUCUGCAGGUCAAGGACAUAAACACAAUCGAUGCGUUCCGGACAUGCCGGGGGAUUGAUUUACGGAUUGAACGACACGGCGACCUAACCCUCUCUCCGACAAAUACCGACUCAAUCGGGCGCGUUCCGCCUCUAUAUCGCUUUCUGCUGGAUCCUCCAUCUACAUCAUUAACAUCAACAUCAACAACGAAACCGGGGGAAAUCGAACUCGCCCUCCCGGCACGCUUAGACCUCGGCGUUUCAGAUGUCGGGAUUGUAGGACGCCAGGUCACGGUGACUGCGAGGGGGGUAGACGGGGAGGUGCUGCAGAUGGGGAGUGGGAUUGUUGGGUAUGAUUAG